Scylla paramamosain (green mud crab) is the source of this 729-nucleotide messenger RNA. RefSeq names its product thioredoxin-2-like (gene Trx2). The transcript is spliced from 4 exons. Gene Ontology annotation, cellular component: cytosol. Lineage: Eukaryota; Metazoa; Arthropoda; Malacostraca; Decapoda; Portunidae. The record is from RefSeq and is a predicted model, not a curated record. Gene Ontology annotation, molecular function: protein-disulfide reductase activity. Bases 153 to 470 code for a protein of 105 amino acids.
CAGAGGAAAACGGGAACACAGGCAGUUCCGGCCCGAGAAGAGCAUUAAAAGGUUCUACUCUGCCAGGUCAUCGUCACACGCUCUCCGUCUGAUUCUGUGUGUGGUUGCCUUGUAUCCUCUCUGCCUGUCACUACCGCCCUAAGCUCUCCAUAAUGGUCUACCAAGUGAAAGACAAGGAUGACUUUGACAAGCAGCUGAAGGAAGCUGGACAAAAGCUUGUAGUGGUGGACUUCUAUGCCACCUGGUGUGGCCCCUGCAAGAUGAUUUCCCCCAAGAUUCAGGAGAUGAGUGAGCAGAUGAGUGAUGUUGUGUUCCUGAAGGUGGACGUGGAUGAGAGUGAGGAGGUUGCCAUGGCCUAUCAGGUGUCUUGCAUGCCCACCUUCAUUUUCAUCAAGGAGGGAAAGAAAGUGGACAGUUUCUCAGGAGCAAGUGAAGACAAGCUCCGUGAAUUCAUUGCAAGGCUGAAGUAAUUGAAGGACAAUGACUUGGUUUCCCUCAGGAUCAUCUCUAAUCUCCACUAAAGAAAAAUUCACACAGAUUAUAAAGACAUUUGGCAGAUGCCGUAGUUUGCCUCACAACCACACUCUCAUUUGAUUUGUGUAAACUUUUUUUUUUAACGGUUUCAUGAGGAUGUUACAAUGUUCAACUUGUGCCUGCAACUUUUUGUAUUUUGACUUGUUGCCUUUAUUUUCAUGUUUCAAGAAAGAAGCUAAUAAAUAAAGCACCCCA